Austrofundulus limnaeus is the source of this 999-nucleotide messenger RNA. It is a transcript of the gene rundc1, whose product is annotated as RUN domain containing 1. The record is from RefSeq and is a predicted model, not a curated record. NCBI's taxonomy places the organism in Eukaryota, Metazoa, Chordata, Actinopteri, Cyprinodontiformes, Rivulidae.
GUCAUCAUCGACGAGUUGAUCAAAAAGUUGGACGUGAAUCUGAACGAGGACAUCGGGAACUUGUCCCCGGAGGAGCUGAGGCAGAGGGUGGACGCUGCCAUCGCUCAGAUAGUGAACCCGGCCCGAGUCAAAGAACAGCUGGUGGAGCAGCUGAAAACCCAGAUCAGGGACCUGGAGAUGUUUAUCAACUUUAUCCAGGAUGAGGUGGGAAACCCUCUGUUGUCAGAUGGUGCACAGAGUCAGCAGCCCAAAGCAGCAGGGACCAACAGCAGAGCUUCAGGAACGAAAAAGAAAGUGGAUCCGGAGCAGGCCCAGAGGAUGCGUGAAUCCGGCCUUCAGCUCAUCCAGAAGGCCCUCGCCGUGUUGCAGAUCUUCGCUGCGAGUCAGUUCGGUUGCUCCGCGGGCCACAUCCCACAGAACGUGUGGCCUCAGGACGGCCCCGGGCAGGACUACGGGCCUCUGCUGCAGCGUCUGGAGGRAGCCGUGGAGAAYGUGCGGGUGCUGGGCUCACGCAGACACCCGUCAGUCGAACACGUGGUCAGCUACACCAGCACCUCCACGCUCGGCGCCAGGGACGAGCUGACAACAGCGGUGAGGAAGGAGCUGGCCAUCGCUUUGAAGGACUUGCUGUCCCACGGUCUCUUCUCACCUUCCCAGACCAUGAGUCUGGUGCUGGCCCCCAUCUCCUGCCUCCUGCCUUACAGGCCGGCCACACAAGUCAUGCACCCGUGGGAACUUUUUGUGAAGUACUACCAUUCCAAGAACGGGAGAGCCUUUGUGGAGUCGCCGGCUCGUCAGCUCUCGCAGUCCUUCAGCCUGAACGUGGGCGGCGCACCGGGGAAAGUAACUCCGAAGCAGUCUCUGCUGUGGGCCGUUCACAUGGUCCUGAAGGAGCACGGGCGCUACAAGAGAGGACCGGACACCGAGUURAAAGCUUUGGUGUGCAUGGCUCUGAACGAGCAGCGGCUCGUGUCCUGGCUCAACCUGCUGUGUAAAUCC